GUCCCAUCACUAUUUAAAAAAAACAAUGUUACGUUUCUCAUGUUUGGUGGAGAUUGGAUUUCGUGAUUUAUUGUAAUUUUACUAUAUAAAAUAACCGAGAAAUAGGAAUAAGGUCUCUGAAAUGACCCGCCAAGUGGACGUAAAGGCUCUCGUAUCUCACAUUGUACGUGGAGAUGGCAUCGACAAAUGCCGUAUUUGUAUGGGGGACACUUCCGAAGGGCAGGUUUUCUUGGGAGACACCGUGAUGCUGGAUGGAAACAAGCCUGUGACUCUUGCAGAGCUACUGGAAACUCUCACUGGAGUUGAGGUGCAGUUGGACGGUGCCCUCCCAGCCGGGCUAUGCUCGAUAUGCACCGUAUCAGCCAUGGAGGCCGGCAACUUCCGGCUCUUCUGCUGCGAUGCCAGCAGCCGCUGGGAUAAAACCCUUGCACUGAUGGAGAACCUUCCAAAGCCAGAAGAUAUACCACAAUAUAAUAACUCCAUUUAUUUUGUCUUGAAUGACAAUGAAGUUACCAUUAUUAAUGAUUAUAAAGAUCCUAAAAUAUCACAACCAGAGCCUAACUUAACAUUGGGUAAUAAAAUCAAAAAGGCAAGAAAGAAAACUAAAUAUAGGUUGAGUGAAUUGAGUUGCCCUGAUUGUGGAAAAACUUUUGACUAUCCGCAACACAUGGCAUUGCACUUCCAACAGUCCACAGAUCUGAAACGAUGCUGCCCUAUAUGCGGGGAGAUAAUGUAUAGGGAUGAAUUAAUUAAGCAUUUAGCAAAGGAACACAAAAAGAAGCCUUACCCAUGCCCAAAAUGCCCAUUUAUUGCACUCAGCUUAAGCCAACAUUCUGAGCAUCUAGCCAAAACUCAUGGUCCUAGUUCGCACAGCUGCGGAGAUUGUGGCCGAAGCUUUCAGUCAAUGUAUGCUCUGAGUGCCCACAUGGGAGUCCAUGCCGUGAAGACCUGCCCUGGGUGUGAUAAGAUGUUCCGUAACCAAAUGUGCUACAGAUACCAUGUCAAACAGUGCUGCAACUUAGAUACCACAAGGGAAGAUACUCAUAGGACCAAAAACAAAGUGACAGUUGAAGUUAAAAACGCUAAAAGCAACAAGAAAAUUAAAGUAGGUUUGCGAGGCAGCAGUAACAACGAAUGUUUCUGUGACUAUUGCGGCAAAAGGUUUAGUGGCAAGAAGUUUGUGGCUGCUCACAUACAAAUAGUCCACUUAAAGAAUACUCAUAGGCCUUGUCCAUACUGUGGCAAGUUCCUGGCCUCUGCCCACAUGACUGAGCAUAUUAAGAAACAUGAACAAACCGUAUCAUUCACCUGUGAACGCUGUGGCCUCAUACUUCGUAGUAGGCUGGGGUAUGUGCAGCAUCUGCGCCUACAUACAGGAGAGAUGCCGUACGCUUGUAAAUAUUGCGGCGAGACAUUCUCGGCUUCUUCGCGCCGAUCGGAGCACAUUAGAAAGGUUCACAAGGCGUCAGAAAUUGUCCUGAAACAGGAGUGCAAGUUCUGUCCGGCUCGCUUCCGCUUGCCUUACGCCCUGCGCAAGCACCUGCUGACAGCGCAUUCGGACAAAUCUGAGGAGCACGAGCCCCAGUUUGAGUGCACCAUUUGUCAGGAGAAAUUCGGGAGCUGCCGAGGCCUCGUCCAUCACAGCAGGAAACACCAGCAGUUUCCAAUGAAAGUCUACAACAAGUCGAAAAGGCAUUGCGAAAGCUUAGACGAUAUUGGAAGUGAAAGUGUUGAUAUUUGCUUCAGCCUACUGACGUGUCGCCUGAUGAUGAUGAUGACGGUAGCUCGGUGGUUUCAGAUGCGGGAGGAGGCGGGGCUGCCACGGGGCCUCUGCGCGGAGUGCCUGCAUCACGCCAUAGCCGCCACGCAGUUCCGCCUAGUCUGCAUCGAGUCGAACCGCCAAUGGCACCAGUCCGUUGACGCCUUCAUGCAAAUAAACAGGCAAAACGACAACCUAAAGACGGUUUACGCCUUCUAUAACACAGACGGGACCACCACAGUCGUGGGCGAUCAAUUCGGACAAGCCAAAGACAGUAGCGAAGCCUUCGUCAGGCUGACAGACUCGUCGAGCAAGAAGAGAAAGAAAAGAACGCCGCGAAAAAAACAGGCGGUCAAAAAGAAACCCUUGCGUUUUAAAUGCCCAGAUUGUGGUAAAAGGUUCGCCACACCGCUAGAGUUGGACGAGCACGUCAUCAAAUCAAACAGACGCGUGUGCGUUAUUUGUGGUGAGCUCACAUCGCGACCCGCUCUCAGUAAACACUUACUCAAAGCGCACAACAAAUCCGUUUUAGAUUGCGGCGUUUGUCACAAGUUGUUCGACCAGCAGGAUCUCCUGGAUCGACAUACUGCUGAGAGCCACGGCCUGUAUUCGCAUACUUGCUCGAAUUGUGGGGAGGGGUUCCCGACAGAACGCGCACUCAGCGCACAUCUGUACGUCCAUACGCUCUUCCACUGCCCUGUUUGCAAAAAGACCUUCGAAAACCGCAAAUGUUUCAAGUACCACACCGCCAACAGCCACAAGAUAAUUAAUCCGUCUCAGAGAAUGGAACCAGACGAUGAGAUGUACAUGUGUCACGAUUGCGGCGCAACCUACCGCAACAAGCCAGCGUUGCGCAUCCACAUUAUACAGAAACAUUUGAAAGUGCUGCCGUUCUCUUGCUCGGUUUGCGGCAAACGAACCUCGACGCUAGGUCAUCUCAAAUCCCACGAGGCAGUGCAUGCGAAAGAGCGUACGUUGAUAGAAUGUCCGGACUGUAAGGCAAAGAUGCGUACGGCAUUAGGGUUUGCGUUGCACCAGCGUAUACACACAGGGGAGAAGCCUUACAAAUGCUCGGAGUGUGACGAGCGGUUUCUUUCGGCUUCCCGACGGCUGGACCACAUGAGACGGAAGCAUAUGAGUGAGAGUGAGAAGGCGCAUGGCUGCACGCAGUGUUCAGCUCGCUUCUUGAGGGAAGAGCACCUUUGUCCGCAAGGGGUGUGCGUGACAUGUGUGACGGCCACUCUGCAGGCCUUCGAGCUGCGCAGCCUCGUCCGGAACUCCGAGAGGAGCUGGAACGACGCGCUGACAGCCCUACGCAAGCUGCCCACCGACGUCAACGCGCCUGUACGCACUAUAUACGCCUUCGUCAAAGACGACAACGCACACAUCCUUAAAAACUAUUCAGGGAGCGAUUCCCGAACCGCUUUGAACAGACUAAAAUCCCGACUGGUCCAUAAAAGAAAACGAACGGAGAGAAAGCCGAGAGUUGCCAGAAACGGACCUUCAUGCACGUGCCAGGAUUGCGGGAAAGUGUUUUCCAGUCCGCACUAUUUGAGCGCGCAUCUGCAAAACAGCUCGCAGAAGCAAGCGUGCCUCACGUGCGGCGCCGUCGUCAUACGAGGCAAGGGAAUGAAGGAACAUCUGGAGUCAGUGCACGGGGAGCCACACUUACUGUGUCCAGACUGCCCUCUGCUCUUCCCGUCGCAAGCGGAAGUGGACAAACAUAAGAGAACAGCACACAAGUCCGGCGCGCACACUUGCUGCGACUGCGGCCGGAAUUUUCCACGAGCGUCGUCGUUCGAGACUCACCAGCAAAUGCACGCUGUAAGGACCUGUCGCACUUGCGGCGCCCAGUUCUCCAACCGGGGCUGCUACCGUGAGCACAGGUCUGCGUGCGAACCCGACGCUAAACCGAACAUCAAACUCCUCCGUCGAGAUCUCAGAUCAAACAUCCGUGAUCCUGCCACGUACACCUGCGACUACUGCCAGAAGACCUACCAUUCCCGCCCGCAGCUAAAGAACCACAUCAUGUGGAUACAUAUGAACGUGCGCCCGCACCAGUGCCAGUGGUGCGGCAAGCGUUUCUACACGUCCGCUCGUCUGACAGAACAUACCAUAGUGCAUACGCGAGAGAGGAACUUUGAAUGUGAUAUUUGUGGAGCGAAGCUUGUGACCAAGAUGGCGAUGGUUUACCACAAGCGACGCCACACGGGAGAGAAGCCAUACGAGUGUGACGAUUGUGGAGAGAAGUUCAUAUCUGCCUCUCGCAGGUCGGAGCAUGCCAAGCGGCGGCACGGCAAAGGAACCAUGUUCCAGUGCACUCACUGCCCAAGCCACUUCGUUAGAGGGCAUGAGCUAAGGAAGCACGUUGAUAAAGUGCAUAAAAUAACAGCUGAUUCAAAGAAGCCCUCAAAGGAAGAAGCUAUAACCUCUGAUCUUUAGUGGCGGGCGUUUUGGACUUGCGGAGGCCUGUUCGCAGUGUUUUGUGGUUUACUGAUUAGUUUGCCCCUAUUUGUGAUGAGACUAUGUUUUUUGCUUUAUUUAAAUCGUUACUGCUAUAAUGAAAUGUCUGCAGUCACUUUUACAUGGAAAAUACAUCAUUUUUAGUUUAGUUUCAUAUAAUGUUGUAAAUAUAGAAUUAAAUAAUGAAUUAUUUUUUCUACAAA
This is a messenger RNA of Plutella xylostella (diamondback moth), 4425 nucleotides long. RefSeq lists its product as uncharacterized. NCBI's taxonomy places the organism in Eukaryota, Metazoa, Arthropoda, Insecta, Lepidoptera, Plutellidae. The record is from RefSeq and is a predicted model, not a curated record. Gene Ontology annotation, cellular component: nucleus. Gene Ontology annotation, molecular function: zinc ion binding.